UCAUUUUCUUUUAGUUUUUUACUUUUUCUCUGUUUUGUUUCUUUUAAGUUUUAAGAUACUCUUCAUUUUUGGGACUCGGAACCAAGGAAGCGAUGUUCAAGUAUACUUUCUGUUGGUUUACAGUCUCUCGGCAGAUAACCACUUAAGCAUGAAGACGAGGAGAGAGGUGAAGGAUGAUGUAAUCCCCUCUCAGCCCAGGAGAAAAGCCAUCUUUUGUUUCACCCGUGUGAUGGUGUGAAAGAGACCACACUACCCCUCCUCAGUAACCCCCAAAAAACAGCCACCACCUCCUGCUUGCUCAAACUGGGCCGUAGUGGACUCACUCUUUGGCACAGACACCCCAUUACUACAUACGUACUCGUAUAAACACGCACAGAGGGUGCACAAGUAGAACGGUGGGGUUUUUUUGAGUUUUCGGUCCCAGAGUGAGGCUUUGCAUUUGUUUUUUCCACCGCUUCUCUUUUUCUGUCUCUCUCUCUAAACUCUUUUUUUGGCCUGCUCUCCGGGCCGCCGAGCACCACCAGGAUGACAUCAUCCCCUGCCACCACAAUGGGGCUCUUCAUCUCCUGAGGGCCCUCACCAGGCUGCGUCACCGCGCAGGACCUCCAGUCCCUGUGGUGGAGGAGGAGGGAGGAAGAGGAGGAGGAGGAAAGAGGAGAGGGCGCAGAGAGAAAGAGAACCUGCCGAUAUGACUGAACGUGCCGGGGUCCCAGGCUCAGUGCAGUCCAUUGGAGCAGAGGGCCUGGUGGCCCUGCUGGAGGGCGGUCUUGACCGGGUCUUGCUGAUUGACAGUCGUCCUUUUGUAGACUAUAAUGCUUCACACAUCCUAGAGGCUGUAAAUGUUAACUGUUCCAAGCUGAUGAAGCGGCGACUACAGCAAGACAAGGUACAGAUUGCCGAGUUGCUCCAACACUCAGCCAAAAAGAAGUUGGAAUUCCAGGGAGGUCAAGAAGUAGUGGUAUAUGAUCAGAGCUCAUCUGACCCAACCACCCUGUCCUCAGAAGCUUUUCUCAGUGUGCUCCUGGUCAAACUGGAGAAGAGCUUUCCAUCCGUCCAUCUACUUUCAGGUGGCUUCUUGGAGUUCUCACACUUGUUCCCUGGGCUAUGUGAGGGCAAGUCUGCCCUGGUUCCCUCCUGUAUCUCUCAGCCCUGCCUACCUGUCACCAAUAUUGGGCCCACUCGCAUUCUCCCCCACUUGUACCUUGGCUGCCAGCGUGAUGUUCUAAACAAAGAUCUAAUGCAGCAGAAUGACAUCGCUUAUGUCCUUAACGCCAGCAACACCUGCCCCAAACCCGACUUCAUCCCAGAGUCACAUUUCCUGCGUGUGCCAGUUAAUGACAGCUUCUGUGAAAAGAUCCUGCCGUGGUUGGAUAAAUCUGUCGAGUUCAUUGAGAAAGCAAAAGCUUCUAAUGCCAGGGUUCUGGUCCACUGCCUGGCUGGAAUUUCCCGAUCUGCCACCAUAGCCAUUGCAUACAUCAUGAAAAGAAUGGACAUGUCCUUGGAUGAGGCAUACAGGUUUGUGAAGGAGAAGAGGCCCACUAUAUCACCUAACUUCAACUUCUUGGGACAGCUGCUGGAUUUUGAGAAGAAAAUCAAAAAUCCUUCCGAGCUAACAGCAAAACCUAAGACCCCACACUCAGAGCAGACAGAGGAGCUUACAGCAGAGAAUGACUGCAGGGUCACAGAGGAGCUUGGUUGUGUUACUGAUGAUUCUGACAUUAGUCAGCUGGAGCCUUUGACUCUGCCCUGUGUGCUGGUAGAUGUUCCUGAGGACCAGCUUCUGGCCCAGGCUCUGUGUAACCUGCAGAUGGGUGAUGGCUUAGAGGAAAAUGCCAGGCUCAAACGCUCCUUCUCACUGGACAUCAAAUCAUACGGGGAGUCGAGCGGUGGCACCCCAGUUAGGGCUUUUGUGCCUCAUACAGUUCCCAGCGAUGCCUCGGAAUACUACAAACCGUCCACCUUUAAGGAGCCCACUAGCAAGCCCUGUCAGUUCUCCCCUGUGGAGGAGGUGUCAGAGCAGUCCACACCAGAGCAGAGUCCUGACAAGGAGCAGGCAGAGGGCCCCACAGCUACCACAGCUACAGCCUUCAUGAGUUCCACCAACGCCACCAACACUACCCCUAAGCAGACCAGUGCAUCCAAGCCACCACCACCAUCUUACCCGCAACCACUGCACCGCAGUGGCAGCAUGGAGGAAACCCCUAGCACGGCCAUGGCCAGCUACCUAUUCGGGCUGUCACGGAGCCAGCAGCAUCUGUCCAAAGUCGGUCCUGGUGCUGCGCUAAAAGGCUGGCACUCAGACAUCCUGCUGGGGCCAAUGGGCGUAUCGUCCUCUUCGUUGGCCAGCGGAUGGUACCUCUCGUCGGAGUCUGCGCGUUUCUAUUCCACCUCUGCCAUCUUCGGCAGUGGUGGUGGCUUCACAGCCUACAGCUGCAGCCAGGGUUUUGAGGCCGUGCGCCGACGAGGUCGGCAGAAGAGCAGCGACCGCGGUGACUCGCGCCGCAGUUGGCACGAGGAGAGCACCUUCGAAAAGCAGCUGAAACGCCGAAGCUGCCAGAUGGAAUUUGGGGAUGGGAUGUCGGAGAGCCACUCCAGAGAGGAGAUGGGAAAAGUUGGCAGUCAGUCCAGCUUCUCAGGAAGCAUGGAGAUUAUUGAGGUGUCCUGAAGAAAGCCAAGCACUUAUGUUCUCCACAAAUCUGUGCAAACUCGUACACUCAGAUCAUUUCCUCACAAUAUGGGGGAAAAAAAACUUGUAUCGCGUGAUUUGACCAAAAUCCACUUGGGUAGUCGUUUUUGGUUUUGAACAGCUAAUUAGCUGUGCUUUUUAGACUUUUCUUCGCCCAAUACUGACAACAGUUUGGUAAUACCUAAAUUUUAUAGGUAGGAACUUUCAACGGAAAGCAGCUGUUUAAUUACUGAAUGUCAGUGGACUACGUACAAACACUUUUUAUUUUGUUUCAAUUUGUUUUAACUGAGGACUGAGCCUAUUUUUGUCUGUGGAUGAGUGUCGCUCAUAAUUUACAAUUCUUUCGCUUACGUUCUGAUUCAUCAACCCCAUGUCAGUAUGGCAUCAUUAGCUAAACAUGGAGCCUGUGUCAAAGCGUGAAUGAAGUUGAACUGGAUAGAGGACAGUGGCCAUGUACUUUGAACCUGCUCCUGAGGGUGCCAAGUAGCAACUAUCCAGUACCUCAUAAAUCCAAAUUAAGGGGUUUGCUUUUUUCUUCCUUUUUUUCCCUCAUUACUUUUUCUUUUUAUCCUUAAUGAGUAGCUCAUUGACAAUUACAUUCUCAGGUCUUAUUUUGAGCAGCAGGAAAAUACUUUUAAAUAGGUCCCAUUUAACGUGGAGGGCUAUUCUCUUUCUUUUUACCUUGAAAGAUUACCUUUAGAGAUGGAAAUGCUUGUGAAGAAUGGUUUAAAUUGCUUUCUACCAUUUCAACUGAUCUAAAUCAGCUUCUGCUUCAAAACAUGUAUAGCUUAAGGAAAGUAAGGACUGAUUAUGGACAGUUGUCACAGACAGAAAGAGAGAUGGAACAGGGCAGAACUUUGUAUCUGUCCAACAGACAGAGGGUUGGUUUAGCAAGUGGUUGAGUAGAGAAAGAGGCUGGAACUCUUGUUCGAAGAUACUGUUGUGCGUCUUAUUGUGUCUGUCCCAGCAGAAUCAGCCGCAGUGUCAUGACGCAAACAUCAAAUAGAAUAGAGAGAGUCAACACCACUUUGGUCACUCCUAAGGGUUUUGCGCACCUUCUUUAGUCAUCUGCGCAGUAUAUUAUUGCACUACUGUGGUUUGAGAAUGAUUUGUUUGGGAGAAAGUAUUUGUGAGAGUCUUUGUUUGGCCAUUUUGAUUAAGAAAACAAUGCUGUGCUUGUGAGUGUGUGUGAGAGUUGCCUGUAGGCUACCAGGGAAUACAGAAGGCUAAAAAAAUAUUUUGUUGGACUUUAGUGAGGACUUCUUUUCAAUGUUACCCCUAUCUGCCUUAAGAUAACAAAUUUAUGGGCGGAUAUAUGUGCUUCUGGUAACUGAAAAUCACUUUUUACAAUCAGGAAACACAAUUCAGUAAUUUGAGGAAACAGAAAGGUGGGUUUCGGAGUGUGACAUACUAUGUAAAGAAACUAAUUCGUUUAUGAUUAGGGAAUUUCCUAUCUAGAUCAAGUGUGUGGUAAGGAGUCGAUUGUAAAUUUAGGUGUUAAGGCUGCGGUAUCUGCAGUCCAAAUAAGUUCCAGUCAGUGUUGCUUAGCAAACAAAACUGGACACAGUAUGGGCACAGGGCUUAACACUCCACUACAGCAAGUCUCGUUUCAGCCUUCGGAAUCAAAAGCUGCUGUAUUUCUGCUUCUUGCAGUCGUUUGAAUAGAAUGUUGUGAUGCCCUCACUAAAGUGCAUAUCAGUAAUUAUCUUUAAAAAAAAAAAAAGAAGCCCCAUCAAAUUACCAGUCUGGAAGGCUCCUUUUGGAAACAUCUGCGUCUGUCUCUCAGUGUGUCAAACAUGUGGCUCUGUGUCAAGUGUCAUGCGGAAGCUGUCAAUCAAAGGUUGUGUUUCUGAGAAGCUAAAACCAACUUGGCUCUUUACCAACAGGGGAUGGACUACCAGCAUGGGAUAAACAUCUCAGCAAUUCUUUGCAAAUGUAAGUAUGUAGGAACAAAUAACAGUAGAAAUAGCCUACUUUAAUACCCAGUCUAUGUAGUUUAUAAUAUAGGUAUUUACACCAGCUGAUGUGCCUUUCCUGUACAGAACUGACAAGCAUCAUGACAAGAAAGGACUUUCUGCUUGUUUGUUAUGACAAUGAUGUCCAUCUCAUGCUCUUGGUCAUUUGUUCCCAAAACCAACAAACACAUCCAUUAGCUUUGGAGUCUGAGAGUAGAGCCCAAUUACCAGUUUCACCACCGAUGCUGAAGGUUGGGAGUGAGGGGGAUUCAUAAAUAAACAAAUACAGUGGUGCUAUGAAAUGACACCUAAUUUUCUUAAUGGUUUCUGUAAUGUUGUUGGGAGUAUGUCACAACAGGGUUUGCCAUGGCUUUUACCAUUGGUGCUUUUUGUAUUAUUGCUUGAACAAAUGACUCAGUGCCGUGUUUAUGAUUGACUGGGCAGAGACAUAGUUAACCUAGAAAUUUCUGAAGGCACAAAAGAAAAUGUCUUGGACUGCAUUUCAUAGCUUUAUUUACUUUCUAGGUCUCUGCAACUGCUGAAAGCAGAGGCAUGCAGCUCCCUUUGUGGAAUGACAUAGUUCCUGCUGCAGGCUUGUUAACAGCCAAUGAAAAAACCGAAUCAGUUAUUUUAGUCAGUCUGCCCACAUACAAAAGACUCUCCGGGAAUGAAGCAGAACGGACCCGAGUAUUCUCAUUGGGCAAACAGACUGAUCUUACCUGGGCAGUAUUAUUUUCAGCACUCUUGCCCACCAAGAUCCAAUGACUGAGCCAAUGAGAGUAGAGACAACAGGCAGUCGGUGGUUUUACACUAGUGCUUAAUGCUCUGAACACCUAAUUAAGGGCAGGUUUUGCUGAUUUGUUUUCAGUGGACACGAUUAGGACUUCUAAUGGUGUCCUCAGAGCAGCCUCUGCAGCUUUGUGCCUUUCACUCUUAAAUCUGACAUCAGUAUGUUUCUUCUGUUUCCCUAUGAUUUUAUUAGAUUUUUUUAAAGAGAGGAACAGUGUGAGUUCAGACAUGACAGUUUAGUUUGGGUUGAAGGUUUCCCUAAAGCUGUGAAAAUGUUCUUGGGAUAACGGGAGUUACAGAAACGGGUGAAAGUAUGUCUCAUGAAUCCAAUGUGACUGUCCUCUCGCGAUGCCCCUCAGACAGUUAACCUUUCAUUUAUUUACAGCGAAAAAUCCAAAACAUACCCUCUAAUCAAACCACAGCUUUGUACCGUAAUCACAGCACGUGGCACUGCGGUCAGGUCGUCUUAAGAAGAUUUACAUCACGAAAAUCUGAAAGAUGGACGUCAGCCCGCGUAACUCAGGACCCAAAUCCUUCAGUAAAUUUCUUCAGCAAAUUGAAUCAACUGACAGCGUAAUCAAGUCUGUGGAAAAGAAUUAGCAACAUUUGUUAAAGGAGUGUUAUGUCAUCGCAUUCAAGAUGGUACCUGUGUGAAGUUUGUGAAUAGGCCCUUGGCAGUGUUUGAGAAUAUAGUUUUGCUUUUCUUUCAGCAGUAUGCACAAGUUUUACAUUGUUUUAUGAAGUUUGAUGUUGAUGAACCUUAGUUGUAUGCUGACUCUUGAAUAAAAUCAGAAACGGUACUCAACAUAUGCAUUUAUUUGUCUAGUUAAAUCUACAGACAGAGUAACCAAACCCAUUACUUUGUUUAUCUGUUUU
Molecule: messenger RNA, 6306 nt
Organism: Chanos chanos (milkfish)
Lineage: Eukaryota; Metazoa; Chordata; Actinopteri; Gonorynchiformes; Chanidae
Gene: dusp16
Product: dual specificity phosphatase 16
Exons: 7
Coding region: 689-2665 (658 amino acids)
Biological process (GO): peptidyl-tyrosine dephosphorylation; negative regulation of MAPK cascade
Cellular component (GO): cytoplasm; nucleus
Molecular function (GO): protein tyrosine/threonine phosphatase activity; MAP kinase tyrosine/serine/threonine phosphatase activity; MAP kinase tyrosine phosphatase activity
Source: RefSeq, a predicted model, not a curated record